CUACACAUAUGUAGACGGAGCAUAGCUGUAUGCUUGAUUAGUGCGAUUCGAAUUCCAUUAGCUGUUGAGGUGGAGAGGUGACAUCACUCAUAAACAUAGUCGCUAUUUCAUAUUCGUUGAAUAUUCUAUUUGAUGAAAACUAGAAAUAUUCGACUGCUAUCGAAUCCAGGAGAAUUUUGCAUGAUGAACUUGUUAGGUUUCCUCACAAUUUGGAUAGUUUCAACUGAACUUUCAAUGGUUGAUGCAAAAAAUCUGCUGAAUUUAAGUGAUCUUAUUGACUCUCCAUUAGGCGGCGCCAGCUAUAACGGCUUCUGGAAGUCUGAUGUUGAUUUGGCCAAAAUUUUACCGGGAAACGCUGUGGAAACGUUUAAUGUAGUAACCAAAAAGAAAAGUACAGCACCUGGAGAAUCUUAUAGUAAUUUCACAGGUUUUUUGGACUCGGCUUGGGAUUCUGAUGAUCUACAAUGGUCUUUAGUCCCACAUAAUUGCAUUAAGGUAUAUACAUAUUCAUUCUUAUGUAUUUACACUGUCAUCGAAAUCAAAACUGGUGCUCAGCACGUUCUCGCCGGUGGAGAUCCUGUGCAAAUUGCUCGGUUUGUAAUCAAUUCCCACGCAAUCGUUUACGUGAUUAAUAAUGAUAUGUACUAUACAGAGCCGCCCUAUUCUCCCGAUACUGUGGUCAGGUUGACAUUCACUGGGGUGCCAGGCAUUAUAUUUAACGGAGUCUGCGACUGGGUUUACGAAGAUGAGAUUUAUGAAAAAACUAGAGCAUUUUAUUUUUCGAGUGAUGGCGCUUUUAUGAGCUACCUAUCGUUUAAUGAUUCCAAUGUACCAACAGAACACUAUCCGAGUUAUUCAGCAUUUCUUAGUUUCACUAUGUAUCAAUAUGCGCAAGACGUGGCGACCAGAAUUCCAAAGCCAGGAACUCCUAUCCCAGUGGCAAGUGUACAUAUAAUCAAUCUGAAGACUAAGAAGGAAAUCGUCAUAGAUGGCUUACAAGCUCCUGUGGAUCUUGUGACAAAGGAGAACAUUGCUGUACAGCUGGACUGGGUAGAUGAAAAGAAUGUGGUUGUUGCAUGGGCCAAUCGCAUUCAGAACUAUGUUGUUACUAAUAUGUGUGAUGUCACGACCAGUAAAUGUCAAAAGAUUCUCGAGACCAAACAACCUAAUGGAUGGAUUCAAAACCCUACAUAUUAUUUCAAAACGGCGUCAUGUUUUGCAAUCAUUUUACCUCAACCCCAAGGUAAAGCUGGAACUUAUCAGCAUUUGACCAUCGUAGAGAACGGAGUUCAAAAGCCGUUAACAUCUGGAUUGAGAACUGUUGAUUCAAUUGUUGUAUAUGAUACUAAACGCUCCUUGAUCUACUAUCUCGCUACUAAUCUGACAAACGUGAACAGCCUUCAUUUGUAUGUGAUCAAAGAUGACGGAUCGCAACCUGAAAAGUGUCUCUCCUGUGAUAUCUGUCCAGCAUCUGUUGAAGUCUCUAUGAGUAAAAAUUACUCUUACUAUAUAUUAACUUGUAAAGGACCUGGCCCUCCCACUUACAAUGUGUACUCCAAUACUGGAGAGUUUGUCAUGGAAUUGAUAAACAACAAUGGAACAAAAGAGCUGCUGCAGCAGCUUCUUUUACCAACUUCAUAUAAGUAUGAAAUAACUUUGGCUGACGGUGUGAACAAUGCUUCUGUCUAUCUCAAACUACCUCCAAACUUCAACGAAGCCAAAAAAUACCCAUUAUUGCUGCAAAUAUGGUCAUUCCCUGAUCAGAAGGAGGUUGAAGAUGAGUAUGAUGCUCCAGAUUUCUAUGAUUAUUUGGCAACAGCAAUGGAUGUGGUUGUGGUGUACCUUGAUGUCAGAGGGAGCUCUAGGAGAGGAGAUAGCUACACUUUUUCUAUCUAUAAGAAAUCGGGUCAACUUGAAGUUGAGGACCACAUUUUUGUGACCAAAGAGCUGAUGAAGAAACACUCGUAUAUUGAUCCACAACGCAUUGCAGUUAUGGGAGAGGACUAUGGAGGCUGGGUUGCUACCAUGAUUCUAGCGAGAGACACCGAAAACGUUUUCAAAUGUGGAAUAGCCAUGAAUCCAAUCACAAAUUUCAUGUAUUAUGAUGCCUUUGUUACUGAAAAAUUUUUGGGUCUGCUCGCGGAUAAUCCAGCAGGCUACAACUACACUGAUGUUACACAGCUUUAUGAAGGCUUUAGAGGGAAGAAGUUUCUGCUGAUGGCAGGGACAUUAGCUGCUGAAUCUCUGUAUCUGCACAGUGCGGCCCUUGCUAGGAGUUUGGAGAUGAAUCUUGUUCCUUUCCGAUUCAUGCCUUUCAUUGAAGAAAGAUAUCCUGACUCAAGUUGGUCAAUUGCAAACAUUGCAAUCUUCUACUAUAUGGAAAUAGUUCAAUUCUUGUCGGAAUUCUAUGGAGUGGUACCAAAAACCAAAGCCUGAAAAUGCAAUGUCGGACAUCAAUCAUUCAAUACUAUCAUUACAAUAUUAUCUAUCUAUUUUAGUCAUAAGGGGUAUUCACGAUCCUGAGUUAGCUAUCUAAGGAAUAUAUGCACCAUCUACAUUGAACGCUAAACAGCAAUUACUUACUGGUCACAUUCAUUCUGAUUAGUUACAUUUCAGGUUUAAAUGAUUUGAUGAUUUAUCGCGGUUUGAACUGAGAUGGUGCAUAUGGGCCUUAGUCGAGCUAUUUCUCAAUAAUUGGAAUCUGCUUUUUCUGUAAUGUACUAUAUUAUAAAUCAAUAAACUAUACUAUACUACGUUUUUGGAAAGGGUA
Molecule: messenger RNA, 2770 nt
Organism: Nilaparvata lugens (brown planthopper)
Lineage: Eukaryota; Metazoa; Arthropoda; Insecta; Hemiptera; Delphacidae
Product: venom dipeptidyl peptidase 4
Exons: 15
Coding region: 133-2436 (767 amino acids)
Biological process (GO): proteolysis
Molecular function (GO): serine-type peptidase activity; dipeptidyl-peptidase activity
Source: RefSeq, a predicted model, not a curated record